This is a messenger RNA of Caenorhabditis remanei, 525 nucleotides long. RefSeq lists its product as uncharacterized. The transcript has a single exon. Lineage: Eukaryota; Metazoa; Nematoda; Chromadorea; Rhabditida; Rhabditidae. The record is from RefSeq and is a predicted model, not a curated record. The coding region runs from base 1 to 525 and encodes 174 amino acids.
AUGCGUCUUCUCCAACCCUUUCAUCGCUUCGCAGAUUGCUGUGAGACCAUUCGGUUUGCGCAUUUCCGACGUGGAGAAGUUCGUGUGACAUCCGGCGCCAUUCCAAUCACCCAUUGUGACGUUUGGCUUGGGAUCGAGCGAGAUACACACUCCGAACAUCUCAGCAACACGGUGGAGAAUGUAUCUGGAGAUCCAGAGCUGAUCUCCCAUAUCGAUUCCUUCGCAGGUUCCAAUCUGGUAUUCCCAUUGUCCUGGAGUUACUUCAGCGUUUGCACCGAAGAUGUUAAUACCGGCAUGAAGGCAUGCGCGGUAGUGAGUCUCGACGACUUCACGUCCGAAAGCACGGUCGGCGCCAACACCGCAGUAAUACUUUCCUUGUGGUGCUGGGUAACCGUGCUUCGGCCAUCCGAGUGGAUGCUCGUCUCUGUCGACAAUCAGGUAUUCUUGCUCCAUUCCGAACCAUGGGUGUUGAUCGGCAACUUGUUUCAUGAUGGCGGCACAGGCUUGACGAUGAUUGGUGACUGA